Molecule: messenger RNA, 7043 nt
Organism: Hyalella azteca
Lineage: Eukaryota; Metazoa; Arthropoda; Malacostraca; Amphipoda; Hyalellidae
Exons: 6
Coding region: 269-4897 (1542 amino acids)
Biological process (GO): protein phosphorylation
Molecular function (GO): ATP binding; protein serine/threonine kinase activity
Source: RefSeq, a predicted model, not a curated record
GUGUUUUUUUUUUGUUGGGCAAAAAACAGUGUUGAAAUUUAUUGAAGGCUCCUUUUUUCGUACUUAAUCAUAAUGCAGUGUUGUGUCUCUGUUUAAGUGUCUCUGUGUUACAUCAUCAGUGAUUAAGCUGAAGAUUUCGUGAGUAUAAUUCAGAAAUGUUCACUCAAGUGCCCACAACUUUUUUGAUCAUAGAUCGCCUAACUAAAGAUAUAAGUCACAGUUGGGAGUGAAGUGAAUAACGUUAUCAGUGCGCUGCGCCAUCAGCAUAAUGGGCAGUAGAGGAGCGCCUCCACAGGUGUUUGGAGGCAUGGUGGCCGCAGUACGGAAAAGGUACGAGGAAGGAGUAGGAGGAGGAAGGGGAGGAGGAGGGGGUGGAAUAAGCCCCAGCGGGAAGCGGGUAGUUGCGCCAGCCUCCACCACCAACACCACCACCACCGCUGCCGCUGCUGCAACACCAAAGAGGUUCCGAGUUGCCACUAAAGUCAGUCUGAGCUCAGCGAGUGUCGCUCCGAGAGUUGCCUGUGUCCAGGGCACCGCCUCUAGUGGCAGCGUUGACCGUGUCUCCAGUCCUGCUCCUACUAGAACAACUACCACCAACAAAUCAACACUUGGUAGCAACAACAAGAGAGUGAGUGUUGGUGGUUCUAGAUCGUCAUCGUUGCUGAGACGUCAAGCCUCAGAUAGCGGUGUGUCGAUCACUUCCUCAUUUGCGGGAGACGAGGACAUUGCUGGAGCAGCGGCGAAUUUUUCGGCUCCGUCAAGUCCUGAAAUUGACGCUAAUUCAUCUGUGAUUGAGCUCACAAGUGAGAAACUGAAAGAAUUAGACGAGUAUAACAAAAGUGUCUUAGCUCAGCUUGCGGCUCAAACUUUCGGUGAUGGUAAUAACAGCUGCAGUAGUGUUUUCGAAGCUGUUCGAUCUGAAGAAGUGACAGCAGAAGCUUUUAGUCAAAUUAAAGACGACGCAAACUGGAAGACUGCCUGGAAAGAGCUGGCAGGUGUUACACCCUCCCGGAGACUCUUACAGUUGAUGCGACGGCUGCAAGCCAAGUGGACUGGAGACCACAACACUACGUUAUCUCACGCGACUUUAACGUGUUCAGGCGACGGAGGCAGUGCCAGGCCCUUCUUGAAAGGUUCCGCCUUAUUAGACGGCGCGCGGAGAGUCGCAGUGGCAUCGCCCUCGGGAGCUUUAAUUGCUUCGCGUGGAGGUCACGUUAGAUCGUACGUAAAUACACAGAACUUGAAGGCAUUGCGCCAGGAUUUAAUUGCUAAUUCUGGCAAGACUAAUACUGAUCAAAACAACGAGUUAGUUUGCUUAACUACUGACACUAACCAACACUGGCAGCCUAUCGAUGUUCUUAACAUGACUCAUCAGCGCGAGGAAACAGCCCCGCCUCUCCGUCCUAAUCGCAGCAAAAGCAGAGCCCCUAUUCCCAGUAUGGGGAGGCGAGGCUACACCAAUUGUCAGGGAGACAACAAAUUACCCCCAAGUCCACAGGUGGGACGCAAGCUACCAUCAAGUCCUCAAGUGAAUCGCAAACAAAUGACAAGCCCACAACCCACUCGUAAAGAACAAAUAAUCCCCAGUGUGGCUAAAACUAGACCUCCUAGUCCUGUAACGUUUCAUAUGACACGAAAGCAAAUCUCAUCAAAUUUUUCACGCGAACUGCCGCCCAGUCCCGUCAUGUCUCGGCGACAAGCGACUUCAGCGCUACAAAGCUGCCCUCAAGUGAUCCGUGUCCAGCCACCUCCUAGUCCCUGCUUGGGUCGUUCUCAGCCUCCUAGUCCCAGCACACAGAGACGAAACAUGAUGACGGGCCCCAUUGUGGACCGAAGUGCGCCUUGUGCCUCGCCGCUACUGCCGCGUUCUCGUGACUCCAGCGCCAUGCGCAGCUCUGACAUCCACCAUAAUAUUGGUCGAUCUGUGAAGUCGCCUGGCCUCCCUCGUGCCUGCGCUCCCAGGGAACAAAUUGUGCCUGCGAGAGGGCGGUGUCCGCAAGCAAAGUCUGCUAUUCACAAUCCACGCACGGCGAGGUCGCAAACUAGAGGGGAUACCCAGCGAUCGGUCCCUCGAGGGUCCUCACAGCCACCUGUACAUCGCGGAGAACAUGUAAAUAUUUCUUCACGGCUUCGAGAAGACGUUCUCGCUGCGUUUGGAGUGAAACUAAACGGCGUAUCACGAACAACGCCACAUCGUCCUUCUGUUUCUAACUAUAAUCAUACGACGAGCAUCGAUGUACCAAUCAAUCCUUAUCAGUACGAAGAAGACCGAAAACUUUCUUUGGAUUCAAACUCGUCAGGUAUCAGCGGCUGUUCUGAUGAUAGUCUCAACGUUGCCAAUGAUAAUUUUAUUGAAAAUUAUAAUGACCGUCAUCCAGAAAUAGUGUCUGCUAGUAUGGGCUUCUCUCCUCACGGUCACCUUACCCACACAAUUUAUGAUCCUCACAUUACAGACGAAGCAGAUAAUUUGUCGGUAAAUAGUCACAACUGUGCUGGGCCCGUCCUGGCCGAGCGCUGUUUCCCUCAGUCGCAGACUGAUUACAGCCAACCGCAUGCGACCAACAAAAGACGGAUUGCUUCCUCUCGCGCUCCCUCAAUGCAGCCCAGCAAAUCUGUGCCGGAAUGUCCUAUUAGUGGAUUCUCAGAUAGCAAUACCAUAAGCAGCUGCAGCAGCUCUGACAGUAAUAAAGAAAACAAAAAACACCGCAGUCGGGUUCAUCUUGGAGGAGAUGAUGCUAGCGCAACAUCUUCUCAUUUUGCUGAUUCAGAUUUGUCCCAUAAUACCGGAAAACCAAUCAAAGCAACAACAAUUAGCAUUAAUUUAGGACCGAUAGUGCCACUGGAGAGCAGUGUUGCAUUCAGCCGUCAAUCUGCGUCUUCUAAGAAGUCCUUGCCUUCUCCGUCGCGACCAUCCCCUUCUUCUAAACGUCCGGCACCGUCCCCCAACAAGUUGGUAACAGCGGGAAGAAAACAGCCGAGCCAAGAUCGGCGGAGUUCCGAAACUAAAGCCAGUAAAUAUGAAACCAAUCCUUCUCGUCGCGGUUCGCGUGAGACCAUUGACCCUUGGAGCAGGGCGAGUAGCAGAAGCUCUGUUGCAAACGGCUACCGAGACGAGUGUCACGACAAGGUUUCUGGUUCCAAUGAUAGAUUGAGCGGUAGCACGUUAGUGCGGACUGGUCUGCAAGACCGCCAGCAACGGAACUGUCCUCUGGUGCGUGAUCACAAGCCCGUGUCACGGCUGGUUAGGAAAGGAACUUUCAGGAUAGUCGAUGUUCGUGCAGCCAAUGGACAAGAUAUUGCACCUUCCGUGCGUUUGCGAUACUUGAUGCAGCGUGCGCACAGCGGCGAAGAGUCCGCGCAUCUUACCGACUCCUCUUCGUCAUCUUCUGUGGCGUGCAACGGCUCUCCACGCUCUAGAAAAUUGCAGAGCGCUCUGUCUGAGCUACAUCUUCUGCCUGACGUGGCACCUACUGCCACAGAGCCACCCACACCACCUGUCGACACCGGCACUCGUGUCUCAGGUGGUCUUUUCGACGAGUACAGCUCCUCGUCGCAGGUCAGUAUCGAGGACGUCACUGACGAAGACAUAUCACGCCCCUCACUCACCUCACCCUUGCACCUGUCCGAGAUAUUAGCUCACCAGCAGAAUGCGUCCAGUAAGAUGCUCUCGUUGGAGGUCAAGACCGAUGAGAGGUUCACUGGCGUCUCCGUUGUUCAGUCUUCACUCACUUGCUAUACCGUCCAGCAGCCUGACGAACAGGGCUACCCGCCUGUUACCCUAGAAGAUGGAAGCAACCACACCGGCGGAGCGGUACACGCUCGUCCACGCCCCCGAGCUGCUCACGGCGAGCGCGACUCUGGCAUUGAAACGCACCGCAACUCGCAAUACGGUUCCAUGACGCUGGACCAGUUCCGCCUCAUCUCAGUCUUGGGGCGUGGUCACUUCGGUAAAGUCAUACUGGGUCAAUACAAGACCACCACCGAAUACUUCGCCAUCAAAGCUCUCAAGAAAGCCGACAUCAUCAACCGGGAUGAAGUCGAGAGCUUGCUUGCAGAAAAGAGGAUAUUCGAAGUCGCCAACUCUGUGCGGCAUCCUUUCCUUGUAAAUCUCUUCUCGUGCUUCCAGACUGAGAGUCACGUAUGCUUCGUGAUGGAGUACGCAGCAGGCGGCGAUUUAAUGAUGCACAUCCACGCCGAUGUAUUCGACGAGCCUCGCGCAGUGUUUUACGCCGCGUGCGUCGUGCUCGGUCUUCAGUAUCUGCACGACAAUCGCAUCAUCUAUCGGGACCUGAAGCUCGACAACCUCCUGCUUGACACUGAUGGCUAUGUUAAAAUUGCCGACUUUGGUUUAUGCAAAGAAGGCAUGGGAUAUGGCGACCGAACUGGAACUUUCUGUGGAACUCCGGAAUUCCUGGCGCCAGAGGUGCUCACGGAGACCUCCUACACACGCGCCGUCGACUGGUGGGGCCUGGGAGUGCUUAUCUUCGAGAUGCUUGUCGGCGAGAGCCCGUUCCCUGGUGACGACGAAGAAGAAGUAUUCGACAGUAUCGUUAACGAUGAAGUUCGGUACCCAAGAUUCUUGUCCAUUGAAGCUGUUGCGAUCAUGCGCAAGCUGCUGCGUAAGCAUCCCGACCGCAGACUAGGCGCGUCAGAAAAAGACGCCGAAGACGUAAAGAAGCAACACUUCUUCCGUACCGUCAACUGGAACGACUUGUUGCAACGCAAGAUCAAGCCUCCUUUCGUACCCACUGUGACUUCACCUGAAGAUGUGAGCAACUUUGACGAGGAGUUCACCAACGAGAAGGCUGUUCUCACGCCGCCUAAGGAGAGUCGGAUCCUCAACCAAUUCGACCAGCGAUUGUUUAAAGAUUUUAAUUACAUGGCUGAUUGGUGUUGAAAGCUACGAACCUUAGAUGCCAGUGUCAUAGAAACCAUCACAAACGAAGUCCUGUUGGCGUCUCUCACACUACACGCUUACAAAAGAGAUGCCUUGUUUCUCUAUUAGUUUUGUCUCGAAAUACUGAUAUAAACGAAACAUCGAAGAGCCUUGCAUCGCUUAUUGAACGACUACGUGUUUGUACUGAUGUGUGUUAGUGAAGGAUAUGCCUGUUGUAAACAUAUCGUGCCUUGUUAUCUAUGCGAAAGUAACGAGUACAUUACUCGCUUCUGAGCUGCAAGCACCGAUGUAAAAUGCGAGUGUAGAACUUACGGAGGGAAUUAUCUCAUGUUCACCAUAUAAUUACAUGAUUAGUUUGUUCCAUAGCUGAUGAAAACAUUCAAAUUAUUCUGGUUUCGCCUAGUAUACUCAAUGAUUAGCUUUCGCAAUGACCGAUUAAUGACUAUCCUACUUAGCAGUCUAAUUUUUGUAGAUUUUUGUAUUUCCUGAUUCGUCGCUCAAUUUUAUUAUGAGAUGUUUAUUGCGAUCAUAAUGUGUUGAACCUCGAGAGCUCAGCUCAAUAUCUCUCGAAGUUUCAUUGUUCCCUUCAUAUUACGUUAGUGUAGCUAUUUUGCUUAACAGGAGCAAUUGUAUAAACAACUCUUCAAGGUUAAAUAUAAUGAUUUAAUUUAAAUUAACCACCCCUUCGACCUAAAAACACGAAUCAUUUCUCGUUGUCUGCUACCCGUGAAUUGCGUGUCACCCUAACUCCAUCGCCUACGCCUACGGCUAAGUUAACUGACUCGGCAAAGUUAUUUAACAGUUUAUAGAGCGCGCCCGUAGCUCGUGUAUAUAAUGUAUGUCUGUGUAUAUAUAUGCAAUAGGUAUACUCUGAAUGCUCUCAUAGUCUCAAGACAGUUGAUUGGUAUGGAUAUUUUUGAGAACGUGUUAUCUUGUUUCUUCGGUAUGUUACAGUUAAAAAAUUUUUGUGAACAAUAGUAAUCUAAUCGUAGGUAGCUACUAGUGAUGUCAUUUAAAAAUAUUGAUGAACUUUGUUACCCAUGGAUUUUAAUUCUGCAAGUUAUUGCUUCGUCGUUAAUGUUCAGAAAUGGGCUUAAGAAACUGCUGUCUUACUUUGAACUCUUUCUGGUUAUCGUCCUACGUCUCUCGGUAGGUUGAUGAAUUGCAUUUACAUCUAACAUGAGCGAAAAUGAACCUCAAUGUGAACACAGAUCCUGCACGGGUAAGCAACUUGUGCACUAAGAUGUCCUUUCCUCUCAUCGAUUUAUAAUUUCUCUGGUUGAGAGCCGUUGCAGAAAAUGAUCCUCAUCAUAUUACUCCAGUUUGGUCCUAGGAGGUGCAGUGCUGACCCGCACUACUCUGCACCAACACCACCAUCCUCCCAUUGUGGUAAAGUGCUGCCCCGCACUGCUCGGCACUAACACCCCCAUCCUCCCAUUGUGGUAAAGUGCUGCCCCGCACUGCUCGGCACUAACACUCCCAUCUUCCCAUUGUGGUGGGAGGUGCUGUGCCGCAUCAACACCCCUCCCAUUGUGGCAGUGACGCACCCACUUCUUCUGGCACCGGCAUCCCUCCUUCUAUGUGCCGUCCGAUACCUUGUGAUAUAUUGAGGCCUUUCCUAAUGCACCUAAACCUGAAAUUUCUUGUGUAUUUAUACCUUAAAGAAUUGAAAAGUGUUUCCUAAUUGGUAUGAAAUGUUUAUAUGUUCAUUAAUCGAAUUCUGUUACUGGAUAACGGGUUGAUUAUAACAUUACAGCAAGUUAGUUACUCCUGUGAUUAGAUUGAGUAAAUGAUGAGCUGACUCAACUGUGUUACCUAUUGGCUCUGCUCUAAUAGUGAUAACUGUUCACUCGCCUUAGGCUAAUGAAUUUUUAACAGUUCAUCAUUAUUGUUGUGCUCUGGACUCGUCGAAGCCUAUAACCAUUAACGUCUCCCAAGCUUAUGCUGCCAAAAGAUGUGUCACAACUGUAAACCUAAUGCGAUUAUCUAAUUAAACUAAUCAAAACUUUUGUUAUGUCAUAUUAUUAAUUUUACGAAGUUUGUCGAUUAUUUUAUGAACUUUAUUGCUUCGUCUCUUGUGGCACAUUAAUGAGGCAAAGAACUCUUUUGUAAUGAUACUGUCUUCAAUAAAUUUAUACAUACAUUU